GUGUAACUAUAGACUAUGAAACUUGUGACUUUUGUAGGCUUUUCCAGAAGUCCAAGAUAUAUAUUACGCUCCUAAAAAGAGGAAGUGCUUAACAAGGGCUGGGAAGGCCUUUAACGUAUAUUAAAACAUUGAGUAUGCCAGCAAUCACUUCCUCCUCGUUGCGUGAAGCCCAACUUUAAAGCCAUGCUGAGUUACGUCUUCAUAACUAUCGUUAUAUUUGCUGUGAAACACUUGCCUUGGCAGUGCAAAGCUUUAGAUGUGCCGGUCAGAUUAAAAGGACCUUCGAGUGAAAACGGUACUGGCCGUGUUGAAGUCUUCUACAAUGGAACUUGGGGAACAAUCUGUGAUGAUGGAUGGGAUUUUAAAGAUGCCAAGGUUGUAUGUCGUCAACUUGGUUAUUUAGAUGCCGUCAGAUUUCUUGAAGGGGGGCAGGUUCCUUCAGGUUCUGGACAAAUAUGGUUAGAUGGUGUUGGUUGUUUCGGAGUUGAAAAUAGUAUAUCAAAAUGUUAUCAUCACGGAUGGGGAAUUCAUGAUUGCACUCAUUCGGAAGAUGCUGGAGUAGAGUGUAUAAAAUCAGCUACAAAUCUGUCGGUCAGAUUACAAGGGCCCUUAAGUGAAAAUGGUACUGGUCGUGUUGAGGUAUUCUAUCAUGGACUAUGGGGAACAAUCUGUGAUUAUGGAUGGGAUUUUAGAGAUGCUAGGGUUGUAUGUCGUCAACUUGGACAUCUAGAUGCCGUCAGAAUUCUUCAAAGAGAGCAAGUUCCACCAAAUGGUUCAGGACAAAUAUGGUUAGAAGACGUCAGUUGUACAGGAAAAGAAAAGGUUAUAUCAAGAUGCUCACAUCGCGGAUGGGGAAUUAAUUAUUGCACUCAUUCGGAAGAUGCGGGAGUAGAAUGUAUUAAAACAGCUUCAAGUGUGUCAGUGAGAUUACAAGGGCCUUCAAGUGAAAAUGGUACUGGUCGAGUUGAAGUAUUUUACAAUAGACUAUGGGGAACAAUCUGUGAUGAUGGAUGGGAUUUUAGAGACGCUAGGGUUGUAUGUCGUCAACUUGGUUAUCCAGAUGCCGUCAGUUCUCUUCAAGGGGGUCAGGUUCCAUCAGGAUCUGGACAAAUAUGGUUGGCUGACGUCAGAUGUACAGGAAAAGAAGAGAAUAUAUCAGGAUGUUCUCAUUCCGAAUUGGGAAUCAAUAAUUGCGGUCAUUCGAAAGAUGCUGGAGUAGAAUGUAGUAAAACAGCUACAAAUGUGUCGGUCAGAUUACGAGGGCCUUCAAGUGAAAGUGGUCUAGGUCGUGUUGAGGUAUUCUACAAUGAAACUUGGGGAACAAUCUGUGAUGAUGGAUGGGAUUUUAGAGAUGCUAGGGUUGUAUGUCGUCAACUUGGUUACUCAGAUGCAAUCAGAUCUCUUCAAGGAGGUGAGGUUCCCUCAGGUUCUGGACAAAUAUGGUUAGAUGACGUCAGUUGUAAAGGAAAAGAAGAGAAUAUAUCAAGAUGUUAUCAUCACGGAUGGGGAAUUGAUGAUUGCGAUCAUUCGGAAGAUGCUGGAGUUGAAUGUAGUAAAACAGCUACAAAUGUGUCGAUCAGAUUACGAGGGCCUUCAAGUGAAAGUGGUCUAGGUCGUGUUGAGGUAUUUUACAAUGAAACUUGGGGAACAAUCUGUCAACAUGGAUGGGAUUUUAGAGACGCUAGGGUUGUAUGUCGUCAACUUGGUUAUUCAGAUGCAAUCAGAUCACUUCAAUGGUGGGAGUUUCCCUCAGGUUCUGGACAAAUAUGGUUAGAUGACCUCAGAUGUGAGGGAGAAGAAAAGAAUAUAUUAAGAUGUUCUCAUCGCGGAUGGGGAAUUCAUGACUGCGAUCAUUCGGAAGAUGCUGGAGUUGAAUGUAGUAAAACAGCUAUAAAUGUGUCCGUCAGAUUACAAGGGCCUUUAAGUGAAAAUGGUACUGGUCGAGUAGAAGUAUUUUACAAUGGAAUAUGGGGUACAAUCUGUGAUGAUGAAUGGGAUUUUAGAGACGCUAAGGUUGUAUGUCGUCAACUUGGUUAUCCAGAUGCCGUCAGUUCUCUUCAACGUGAGCAGGUUCCAUCAGGUUCUGGACAAAUAUGGUUAGCUGACGUCAGAUGUACAGGAAAAGAAAAGGUUAUAUCAAGAUGCUCACAUUUUGGAUGGGGAAUUAAUUUUUGCAGUCAUUGGAAAGAUGCUGGAGUAGAAUGUAGUAAAACAGCUACAAAUGUGUCGAUCAGAUUACGAGGGCCUUCAAGUGAAAGUGGUCUAGGUCGUGUUGAGGUAUUCUACGAUGAAACUUGGGGAACAAUCUGUGGUUAUGGAUGGGAUUUUAGAGACGCUAGGGUUGUAUGUCGUCAACUUGGUUAUUCAGAUGCAAUCAGAUCACUUCAAGGGUGGGAGGUUCCCUCAGGUUCUGGACAAAUAUGGUUAACUGACGUUAGAUGUUCAGGAAAAGAAGAGAAUAUAUCAAGAUGUUCUCAUCGCGGGUGGGGAAUAAAUAACUGCUAUCAUUCGCAAGAUGCUGGAGUGGAAUGUAUAAAAACAGCCGUAAAUGUGUCCGUCAGAUUACAAGGGCCUUCGAGUGAAAGUGGUACUGGUCGUGUUGAGGUAUUUUACAAUGGACAAUGGGGUACAAUCUGUGAUCAUGGAUGGGAUUUUAGAGACGCUAGGGUUGUAUGUCGUCAACUUGGUUAUCCAGAUGCCGUCAGUUCUCUUCAACGGGAGCAGGUUCCAUCAGGUUCUGGACAAAUGUGGUUAGCUGACGUCAGAUGUACAGGAAAAGAAAAGGUUAUAUCAAGAUGCUUACAUCUCGGAUGGGGAAUUAAUUAUUGCAGUCAUUGGAAAGAUGCUGGAGUAGAAUGUAGUAAAACAGCUACAAAUGUGUCGAUCAGAUUACGAGGGCCUUCAAGUGAAAGUGGUCUAGGUCGUGUUGAGGUAUUCUACGAUGAAACUUGGGGAACAAUCUGUGAUUAUGGAUGGGAUUUUAGAGACGCAAGGGUUGUAUGUCGUCAACUUGGUUACUCAGAUGCAAUCAGAUCACUUCAAAAAAGGGAGGUUCCCUCAGGUUCUGGACAAAUAUGGUUAGCUGACGUCAGAUGUACAGGAAAAGAAGAGAAUAUAUCAAGAUGUUCUCAUCGGGGAUGGGGAAUAAAUAACUGCUAUCAUUCGAACGAUGCUGGAGUAGAAUGUAGUAAAACAGCUACAAAUGUGUCCAUCAGAUUGCAAGGGCCUUCAAGUGAAAGUGGUCUAGGUCGUGUUGAGGUAUUCUACGAUGAAACUUGGGGAACAAUAUGUGAUGAUGGAUGGGAUUUUAGAGACGCUAGGGUUGUAUGUCGUCAACUUGGUUAUUCAGAUGCGAUCAGAUCACUUAAAGGGGGGCAGGUUCCCUCAGGUUCUGGACAAAUAUGGUUAGAUGAAGUCACUUGUAAAGGAAAAGAAAAGAAUAUAUCAAGAUGUUCUCAUCGCGGAUGGGGAAUAAAUAACUGCUAUCAUUCGAAAGAUGCUGGAGUAGAAUGUAUAAAAACAGCUAUAAAUGUGUCCGUCAGAAUACAAGGACCUUUAAGUGAAAAUGGUAUUGGUCGUGUUGAGGUAUCCUACAAUGGAGUAUGGGGAACAAUCUGCGAUAAUGGAUGGGAUUUUAGAGAUGCUAGGGUUGUAUGUCGUCAACUUGGGUAUCUAGAUGCCGUCGGAACUCUUCAGAGGGAGCAAGUUCCAUCAGGUUCAGGACGAAUAUGGUUAGAAGACGUCGGUUGUACAGGAAAAGAAAAGGUUAUAUCAAAAUGCUCACAUCUCGGAUGGGGAAUUAGUAAUUAUUAUUGCAGUCAUUGGAUCGAUGCUGGAGUAGAAUGUAGUAAGACAGCUACAAAUGUGUCGAUCAGAUUACGAGGGCCUUCAAGUGAAAGUGGUCUAGGUCGUGUUGAGGUAUUCUACGAUGAAACUUGGGGAACAAUAUGUGAUGAUGGAUGGGAUUUUAGAGACGCUAGGGUUGUAUGUCGUCAACUUGGUUAUUCAGAUGCAAUCAGAUCACUUCAAGGGAGGGAGGUUCCUUCAGGUUCUGGACAAAUAUGGUUAGAUGACGUCAGAUGUACAGGAGAAGAAGAGAAUAUAUCAAGAUGUUCUCGUUCCGAAUGGGGAAUCAAUAAUUGCGAUCAUUCGAAAGAUGCUGGAGUAGAAUGUAGUAAAACAGGUAUGCUUGUUUCAGUUAGGUUACAAGGACCAAAUAGUGCAAAAGGUAUUGGUCGUGUUGAAGUGUUCUACAAUGGUCAAUGGGGAACUAUCUGUGAUAAUGAAUGGGAUAUGAGAGAUACUAGGGUUGUAUGUCGUCAACUGGGUUAUCAAUAUGCCGUCAGACAUUUUCAUUGGAGGCAGGAUCUUCCUGGUUCUGAGCGCAUAUGGUUGGACGACGUUACUUGCAAUGGAGAAGAGCGAAAUAUAAUAAGUUGCUCUCACAAUGGAUGGGGAAACCAUAAUUGCGUGCAUUCGCAAGACGUUGGAAUAGAAUGCACUAACACAGCUUCAAAUGUGUCGGUGAGAUUACAAGGACCUUCAAGUAAAAAUGGUACUGGUCGAGUAGAAGUAUUUUACAAUGGACUAUGGGGAACAAUCUGUGAUGAUGGAUGGGAUUUUAGAGACGCUAAGGUUUUAUGUCGUCAACUUGGUUAUCCAGAUGCCGUCAGAUCUCUUCAAGGGGGGCAGGUUCCAUCAGGUUCUGGACAAAUAUGGUUAGCUGACGUCAGAUGUACAGGAAAAGAAAAAAAUAUAUCAACAUGU
This is a messenger RNA of Dendronephthya gigantea, 4767 nucleotides long. RefSeq names its product deleted in malignant brain tumors 1 protein-like. Lineage: Eukaryota; Metazoa; Cnidaria; Anthozoa; Malacalcyonacea; Nephtheidae. The annotation marks the transcript as partial. Gene Ontology annotation, cellular component: membrane. The record is from RefSeq and is a predicted model, not a curated record. The transcript is spliced from 15 exons.